Messenger RNA from Cladocopium goreaui, 214 nucleotides. Lineage: Eukaryota; Dinophyceae; Suessiales; Symbiodiniaceae. The record is from the annotation of a GenBank genome assembly.
GUGCGCAGCGGCAGCCAAGAGGAACGUGGCCAUCAAACAGGUUGCUCGGCCGCCGCCGAGGAGAACCUACAAGAGGUCUCGUCGAGCCCCGUAUCGUGCCACUCGCCAUGCUCAUGUGGUCUAUGAAGAAGACCUCGAAGGGGACUAUGAAGAGCACUACGAAGACAAGACGGAUGACGAGGACCUGGAGCAAGAAAGCACUGAAAGCGGGUCC